Messenger RNA from Artibeus jamaicensis (Jamaican fruit-eating bat), 1962 nucleotides. RefSeq names its product ETS repressor factor like (gene ERFL). Gene Ontology annotation, biological process: regulation of transcription by RNA polymerase II; cell differentiation. Gene Ontology annotation, molecular function: DNA-binding transcription factor activity, RNA polymerase II-specific; sequence-specific DNA binding. The record is from RefSeq and is a predicted model, not a curated record. Bases 173 to 1240 code for a protein of 355 amino acids. The transcript is spliced from 6 exons. NCBI's taxonomy places the organism in Eukaryota, Metazoa, Chordata, Mammalia, Chiroptera, Phyllostomidae. Gene Ontology annotation, cellular component: nucleus.
GACCCCGAGGGGGCCGAGGUUCUGAGUGAGAUAAAGCUGAGGCAGCCACAGACAGAGACAGAGGGCGACCAGAGACGCACAGAAGGAGAGGUCGGGCACCAGAAGGGGACGGAGAGACUGCAGACAGCGGCAGGGACGGUGCAGGGCGGGCCAGCGAGUGGCCGGCUCCACCAUGGACUGUAGCUGCGUCUCCGACCUUCUCUUCACCCCGCCUGCCCUGCCGGCUCUCUGGACCCCCGGGUUUGCCUUCCCGGAUUGGGCCUACAAGCCGGAGUCGUCCCCUGGCUCGAGGCAGAUUCAGCUGUGGCACUUCAUCCUGGAGCUGCUGCAGAAGGAGGAGUACCAGGGCGUCAUCGCCUGGCAGGGGGACUACGGGGAGUUCGUCAUCAAGGACCCUGACGAGGUGGCCCGGCUCUGGGGCAUCCGCAAGUGCAAGCCCCACAUGAACUACGACAAGCUGAGCAGGGCCCUGCGCUACUACUACAACAAGCGGAUCCUCCACAAGACCAAAGGGAAGAGGUUCACCUACAAGUUCAACUUCAGCAAAGUCGUGCUUGUCAAUUACCCACUGUUGGACGUGGCGGCAGCCACCACGGGCUCCCCGCUGUUGCUGACCCCUGGCCCCUUUGCGGGUGCCCCCGGGCCAGACGCUCCUCCCCUCACCCCCGAGACCCUGCAGACCCUGUUCUCUGCCCCACGCCUGGGAGAGCCAGGGGCCCGGGCACCCCUGUUCACCCCUGAGACGGACAAACUGCGUCUGGACAGCCCUUUCCCAUUCCUGGGCUCAGGUGGUGCCACCGGCUAUUCCAAGCCCCCUGGUCUGCUGGGUCCUUACAGCCGCGCCUUCCCAGAGUACCCCUGGAACUUUAAUCCGUACCUCGCCGGCCCCUUCCCCAAGCUGCCGCCCUCUCUCUACCCCCCGCAUUUCUACCCCAACCCUCUGGCCGGCUCCCUGGGCCACCUGCCCUCCACGGGUGCAGGGGGAGGGCCCACAGCCGCGCCCCUACUGGCUGCCACGGGAGAGGGCCUGGGCCCUGAGCGCCCCUCGGGCCUGGCAGCGGCCCCCCGCCUGGCACUACCGGGGGCUGGGGGUCCAGAGGCUGCGCUAGGAGGGAAGGAGGACAGCGACUCGGAGCUGGAGAUCACGGAUGUCAGCGGCUGCAGCUCUGACAGUGAGGGCGAAGAGGGCCUCCCUCUGCCCCCCAAGGCCAAGGCCGGCAAAGGCGGGCUCAGCAGCUGAGCCUGUGUGGGGUGACAGAUUCUGCAGGGGUGGGGACCAGGGCCGCACUGCCCGUGCAGCCACUGCUGCUGCCUCGUCCGCCCUUGACGUCCCACCAGAGGCCAGGGACCAUCCCGUGGCCCCAUCCAGGGCCAGACACAUGGCUGCCCCAGUCUUCUUCCCCGACCCCAGACUGGGGGUCUCACUUCCUCCUAACAGGGGAGAUGGAACAUGAUGGCCUCCGGCCUCCUCCCCAGGCUCCAGUUUGAGGGGGUCCCCGCCUGGCCCCACUCCCAAAGUGCAAUAUGGCGCCCAGCCUCCCCUGCCCUCACCCCCACCCCCGUGCUGUGACCUGUGUUUGUGCGGCCGUGUGUCCCCUGUGCUGGCCCCAGUCCUCACGCCCUCUACACAGGCCCCCUGGGGACAGGGCGCUCAGAGCAAUAAUCCCGCCCCCAGCCCCCGCCCAGGAGGGCUCCCCUCCCCACGACCCCCAACAGCCACCUCCAGAGUUUACUACAAAAAUAAAAGAACGGAAAGGACUGUGGGUGACCAUGGGAGCUUGGGGGUGGGCGCUGGGAGGGGGUGUGCGGGUGCCUGGGAAAGAGCCGUCAAAACGCGGAAGGAAGAACAAGUGGAGAAAGGCGGAGGCACAGAGGCCGUGUGGCCGGCCGGCCCGGCGGCUGCAGCACCCUACCUUCACGACACAGGCCUCUCCUUAGAUAAUAUAUAUUAAAAAAUAAACC